Molecule: messenger RNA, 2094 nt
Organism: Fomitiporia mediterranea MF3/22
Lineage: Eukaryota; Fungi; Basidiomycota; Agaricomycetes; Hymenochaetales; Hymenochaetaceae
Exons: 10
Coding region: 179-1873 (564 amino acids)
Source: RefSeq, a predicted model, not a curated record
ACCGCUCGUCACCGUCUCCCCCUCUUCCCCUCUCCAGGUCCAGUGGCUGCACGACAGUGGUAGGAGGUGCAUCCUGUCAGCCUCUCGUCACGACGUCAGUCGGCUUGCAUAUCACCAGAGCGCCUGAUCUGCGGCUGCCUGCACCUCAUCUCUGCCGUAAACUGUAUAUCACGACGCGAUGACGAUGCUGCCCUCAGCGCUGCACCUCGUGCUCGCAUUCGGAUGGCUCGCGUUGCUGGGACGGGCAUACAUCCCAGCACUACCGGCGAACGAUAGUGCGAUCGUUCAAGCUGGAGUGAAUGAAAGCGAUACCUCUAUGCUAAAGCUCCAAUGGUUUCCGAAUGCAUCCUUUUCACAGACCGUCUCGUACCAGCUCGUCGGGGCAUCCAGCUCUGGUAUUAACAAAGGGGCUCUCGUCCACUUCUCUGAGCAGAAUGACACAAAUGAAACGACGACUACACCAUGGAUCGCCUUCGUUUCUUGUGAUACGAACGGAUCAACCUUCUCUCUAGACGAUGAUGUCUUUACUCUGGCUCGCGACCGAGGUGCUGUCGCUGCUCUCCUGUAUUCUGAAUGGUCUGAGGCAUGCAUCAUCAAUCCCGAGUAUGCGGACCCAGCAACGUUCGAUCAGGUAUUCGACAUUUUCUCCACAAAGUCUCUGGUAACAGCUCGUACGAUUGAAAAUGCUUUCACAAACGUUAAUCAGACGCUCUUCGGACAUUUCAACGCGACGACGUUAAACAAUACUUUUAAUAAUGUUAGCCAAGGCAUACAGACGGGACAAGUUUCACCUGGAUAUCUCAUCGCGACUUUGACGGCAGCAAAUGCGUCAAUUCCUGAGAACGGAGAUCAACCUGGCUCAAAUCCCUCGUCUUCGGAUGCUGGUAACAGUGGCGGCACAGAUCUUGCAAUGAUUGUCCUAUACGUGAUCACCGGAGCGGUCUCAGUACUGUUCUGCAUUGUUAUCUUAUCCGGAGCCAUUCGUGCUAUAAGACAUCCUGAACGUUAUGGUCCAAGACCAGCGGAUCCAACCAUGGGCGGCGAGCAGGGUCAAGGACAAAGUCGUGCUCGAGGCCUUACUCGGGCAAUACUCGACACAUUCCCGGUGAUCAAGUUCAGCCGCAUGCCAAACACCCAGAGGACAUUCGGGGAGCAAGAUGCUGCGCAGAAGCCACCAGAUCUGGAAACUGGUUCCGAGAGUUCGACAGCUUUGGAGAUGGCUGAACUUCCGACUUCAAAAGAUGCUCCUGAUUCUAAUUCUGACUCUGGGGGAACACCCCCGCGGAGAACUGUUGCGCCGAUUGCUGUUUCCGACCUACCGAGGAAUAAUGCUGAAGCAGAAGGCACAAGUUCGCCUGGUGCAGGACCUUCGUCUCCUACUCCUGGCCGCCAUUCUGCUACCCCAGAUGGAAGCCAAACAACCUCUCCUACGAGGCGUUCGCCAACGACUUCUGGACCGAAUGGAGAUAACCCUGAAGUGAUGCCGGAAGCCAUCGGUCGAGACACGUGUCCUAUUUGUAUCAUCGAUUUCGAAGAGGGCGAUGCUAUACGCGUGUUACCUUGUGAGGGAAGACACGUGUUCCACCAGGCUUGUGUUGACCAAUGGCUGCUUGAACUGUCAAGUAGCUGCCCGAUUUGCCGUCAAGACUUCCAUGCCUUGGAAGAAAUGAUUGCCAGCGGUGACAGUACACGUGAGGGUCACGACGAAGCGCACGACCGACGGUCGCACAUCGGAUCUCGUUUCUCUCGAUACCUUCGCUUUGCGCGUGGCAGGCGGGGUCGCCAUAACCAUCGACUAUGGGGGAACCGAGAUGACGUAGCGGAUGACCCUACGGACCCACCGAUGCCUCUCGUUCGCGACACAAGCUUGUAGUUUUAUACACACCUCACUACAUACACAUAUGAACAUUCUUUAUCCGACUUUACGAUAUUUAGUCCGUUCUGUCUUGACCUGUCCUCAUAAACCCAUUAUUCCGUGCUUUAUGCAUACCCUACUCUCACACUUCCGGUUAGCCGUGGACCCCUAUGCAUACAUUUCUUGACUGGUUUGAUUUCAAUCAUAAUUUGUAAUUUGUACUGGUUGCUGUGAUCAAC